Messenger RNA from Staurois parvus, 550 nucleotides. The record is from the annotation of a GenBank genome assembly. Lineage: Eukaryota; Metazoa; Chordata; Amphibia; Anura; Ranidae.
GGGGAUAUUUUUGGUGUUGGGGUGAGUCGUGUGAGUCCCGGGGGGCCGUCUAGAAGAAGGAGACAUGACCAGGAGGAGGAACAAGCAAGGCAGCACCCGAAGGGAACGUGCAGUGGGCCAGCAGAGGCCGGGGAAAGGCUCUCCUGCUUCUGAUGGAACAGAUACAGAUGCCAGAGAGAGGCUGGAAGAUGUGGGGAAAGGAGGACAGGUAUUGCCUUCUUCAAACGAGUUUGUACAAACGUGCUGUCUCUUGUGUCACCGAGAAAGGAAAGAUUGGUUGGGUUCAGCGCCUCACAAUGGGGUCCUCUCUCCUAUGGAUGAAAUUCCUGCUUCUUUCAUGCCUUCCUUGGCACAGAACCUUUUGGGGGAAAUGCCGCUAUGGAUUUGCCAGAGCUGCCGGAAAAGCGUGGAGGAAGAGGAGAGACAAGCAAUGCCAGAGCAGCCGUUAGCGGUGUCUCUGUCACACACAUCCUGCAAGUCCCAGUCCUGUGGUGGUGGUUCACACUCUUCAUCUUCCUCCUCCUCUUCUUCUACUUCUUCUUCUUCCUCA